CUCGUCGGCGCGGCCCUGAGCCUGGCCCCCAAGACCGCGGGCGGCGUCGCGAGCCUCUACGGUUCGACCCCUAACUCGCUCAGCGGCGGCACGUGGAGCGGGAACACGUCUCCGCAAUGCAUGGGCGCGCGGUUCUCGCCGUGGACCUGCGCGGCCCAGUGCAUGGGCCCGUCGUGCUGGCCGGGGUCGAACUGCGCCACGUGCUGCACGUGUCCUGGCCAAGGACCCGCGACGCCGCCCUGGCAACCGGCGGCCCCUCAGACGCCCAAGGUCGCGUGCGGGCCCAUCAUUGGCCAGCUCAAGGCCGUGCCGAAAAAAGGAGACAUCGCUUACAUCCAGAACACGCUCAUGCCUAUCUGCGGCGUACCUAGCUCGGGUUAUCCUGCGCCGUCGGCGCCGGUCUACCAAUGCCCCGUCUGCAUCACGAGGCUGGCCCAAGCGGCGGCGAACAACGACGCUUGCGCCGCCGCGACGGCGCUCGUCUUUGGGAUAGCCAUGGACACGGACUCUAGUGGGGGGCCAGGGACCGCCGGGGGAGCCCAGGCCAACGGCGCGGGGGCCCAGGCCAAGUCGUUGAUCUGCGGGAUGACGCGAGGCGACGGCGUGACGAAGGCGUUCGCGCAAUGCCCCGGGUGCCCGGGCCAGCCGCUCUACAAGUCGAUCCGGUACAAGGACACCGAGGUCCCGUGCGCCGUCUGCGGCAAUGCGUUGCCGUUUACCCGCUUCGUCGUCAAGGACAACAAGCUCGUCGACAACGCCUGCAAGCAGUGCUGGAAGUAG
Molecule: messenger RNA, 780 nt
Organism: Pelagomonas calceolata
Lineage: Eukaryota; Pelagophyceae; Pelagomonadales; Pelagomonadaceae
Source: the annotation of a GenBank genome assembly